This is a messenger RNA of Leptonychotes weddellii (Weddell seal), 2404 nucleotides long. The record is from RefSeq and is a predicted model, not a curated record. Lineage: Eukaryota; Metazoa; Chordata; Mammalia; Carnivora; Phocidae.
GAAAGAGGACAUUGUUUUCAUCAUGACUGCUAAUAAAAAUGAGAGACCGAAGUCCAGGAGCCACAACUUUCACCUUUUUCAUGCCUUGAUGAUGCUAAGCAUGACCAUGCUAUUUCUUCCAGUCAUUGGAACUUCUAAGCAAAAUAUUCCACGACUCAAGCUGACUUACAAGGAUGUUAUAUUGACCAACCACUCCCUUCCUUUCUGGGGUGAAGAGGAAGAAUUAGGCUUUUCCACUGUUCUAUUAGAUAAAGAAAGAACUGAGCUAAUGCUAGGAGCCAAGGGCCAUUUGACUGACCUUGGACUGGCUAACUUGAAUUCUGACACACUUUGAAAUGUUUUACAGAUUUAUUGGCCCGCUGCAAAGGAACGAGUGGAAUUAUGUAAAUUAGCUGGGAAAGAUGCCAAUACAGAAUGUGCAAAUUUUAUCCGCGUACUUCAACCCUAUAACAAAACUCACAUUUAUGUGUGUGGAACUGGAGCAUUUCAUCCAAUAUGUGGUUAUAUUGAUCUUGGAGUCUACAAGGAGGAAGUUAUAUUCAAACUAGACACACAUAAUUUGGAGUCUGGCAGACUGAAAUGUCCUUUUGAUCCUCAGCAGCCUUUUGCCUCGGUAAUGACAGAUGAGUACCUCUAUUCUGGAACAGCGUCUGAUUUCCUUGGCAAAGACACGGCAUUCACGCGGUCCCUUGGGCCUACUCAUGACCAUCAUUACAUCAGAACCGACAUUUCGGAGCACUACUGGCUCAAUGGAGCAAAAUUUAUUGGAACUUUCCCUAUACCAGACACCUAUAAUCCAGAUGACGAUAAAAUAUAUUUCUUCUUUCGUGAAUCAUCUCAAGAAGGCACUACUUCUGAUAAGACCAUCCUUUCUCGAGUUGGAAGAGUUUGUAAGAAUGAUGUAGGAGGACAACGCAGCCUGAUAAACAAAUGGACGACUUUUCUUAAAGCCAGAUUGAUUUGCUCCAUUCCUGGAAAUGAUGGGGCAGAUACUCAUUUUGAUGAGCUUCAGGAUAUUUACUUACUCUCCACAAGAGAUGAAAGAAAUCCUGUAGUCUAUGGAGUCUUUACCACAACCAGCUCCAUCUUCAAAGGCUCAGCUGUUUGUGUGUACAGCAUGGCUGACGUCAGAGCAGUUUUCAAUGGUCCAUAUGCUCAUAAGGAAAGUGCAGACCAUCGUUGGGUGCAGUAUGAUGGAAGAAUUCCUUAUCCCCGACCUGGCACAUGUCCAAGCAAAACCUAUGAUCCACUGAUUAAAUCCACCCGAGAUUUUCCGGAUGAUGUCAUCAGUUUCAUCAAGCGGCACCCUGUGAUGUUUAAAUCAGUAUACCCAGUUGCGGGAGGACCAACAUUCAAGAGGAUCAAUGUGGAUUACAGACUGACCCAGAUCGUGGUGGAUCAUGUUGUUGCAGAAGAUGGUCAAUACGAUGUAAUGUUCCUUGGAACAGACAUUGGGACAGUCCUCAAAGUGGUCAGCAUUUCAAAGGAGAAGUGGAAUAUGGAAGAAGUAGUAUUGGAGGAGUUGCAGAUAUUCAAGCACUCAUCAAUCAUCUUGAACAUGGAGUUGUCUCUGAAGCAGCAACAAUUGUACAUUGGCUCCCGCGAUGGGUUGGUUCAGCUCUCCUUGCACAGAUGCGACACGUAUGGGAAAGCCUGUGCAGACUGUUGUCUGGCCAGAGACCCCUACUGUGCCUGGGAUGGAAAUGCAUGCUCUCGAUACGCACCCACUUCAAAGAGGCGAGCUAGACGGCAAGAUGUAAAGUAUGGAGACCCAAUCACCCAGUGCUGGGACAUAGAAGACAGCAUUAGUCAUGAAACUGCUGAUGAAAAGGUGAUUUUUGGCAUUGAAUUUAAUUCAACCUUUCUGGAAUGUAUACCUAAAUCCCAACAAGCAUCUAUUAAGUGGUAUAUCCAGCGGUCAGGAGAUGAGCAUCGAGAGGAGUUGAAACCUGAUGAAAGGAUCAUCAAAACAGAGUACGGGCUACUGAUUCGAAGUCUGCAGAAGAAGGACGCUGGGAUGUAUUACUGCAAAGCACAGGAACACACUUUUAUCCACACCAUAGUGAAGCUGACUUUGAAUGUCAUUGAGAAUGAACAGAUGGAAAACACCCAGAGGGCAGAGCACGAGGAGGGGCAGGUCAAGGAUCUGUUGGCAGAGUCACGGUUGAGAUACAAAGACUACAUCCAAAUCCUUAGCAGCCCAAACUUCAGCCUCGACCAGUACUGCGAACAGAUGUGGUACCGGGAGAAGCGGAGACAGCGAAACAAGGGCGGCCCCAAGUGGAAGCACAUGCAGGAAAUGAAGAAGAAACGAAAACGAAGACAUCACAGAGACCUGGAUGAGCUUCCUAGAGCCAUGGACACGUAGCUGUCUGUUUAAUUUAAAGAAAGGAAUUCUUUACCU